Molecule: messenger RNA, 882 nt
Organism: Diuraphis noxia (Russian wheat aphid)
Lineage: Eukaryota; Metazoa; Arthropoda; Insecta; Hemiptera; Aphididae
Gene: mRpL46
Product: mitochondrial ribosomal protein L46
Cellular component (GO): mitochondrial large ribosomal subunit
Molecular function (GO): structural constituent of ribosome
Source: RefSeq, a predicted model, not a curated record
UAUUACCUAUUGUUAACAAAAAUUAAAAACAUGAAGACAAUUCGUAAUAUAAUGAUUUUWAAAAACUUCUUUAGGAGAAUGCAUUCAACAAAGCAAGUGAAAUGGGAUAUCAUGGCCGGUUUAUGUCUACAACGUAAACCGAUUAUAACUAAAUCAUUAACUGACACAGAGGUAAAAUUUCAAAAUAUGUUACAAGAAAUUGAAUUUGAAAAUAGUUUGAAGUCAGAUCAUGAGCUUAGACAUGAAAAAGAUGUUAAGAGAAUGGAAAAAUUGAAAAACGGUAAGGUUAUUGAUUUCGAUGAAAUGGAUCAGACAUCAAAUCAAUCGGCACAAGACUAUGUAGAUAAGAACAAAGAAGAACUUUUAAAUUUUAAAUUUGCUAGUCGUUCAACUGAGGCAGACACAAUAAAUGAUACUAAAUCAUUAAAAAGGAAAUUGGAUGACAAUUUGGUCUUGAUUGUUAAACAAAAAUUUGGACAUGAAGACUUUUGGGUCUUACCACAAGGGUUAUGGAAUGAUGGAGAAACAUUAAGAGAAACAUCAGAAAGAAUAUUAAGAGAAUCGUGCGGAAAUAACAUUAAUGUUAGAUUUUAUGGCAAUGCUCCAUGUGGAUUUUAUAAGUAUAAGUAUCCGAAACAAAUACGAGAACAAUCUAAUGUAGAAGGGGCAAAAAUAUUUUUUUUUAAAGCAAAACUGUUGGAUGGAAAUGUAGAAGAAAAAGACAUAUGGACAGAUUAUGAAUGGUUAGCUGUUCAGGAACUCAAUAAGAGGCUUAUUCAACCAUACAUGAAAAAUGUUAAAUUAUUUUUGUCAAAUUAUAAUGUAAAUACAUAAAUAAUAGAUGACUUGUUCACUUGUACCUUUGUUAGCUUUAUUGAUUAU